Python bivittatus (Burmese python) is the source of this 930-nucleotide messenger RNA. Its product is annotated as olfactory receptor 6X1-like. Gene Ontology annotation, biological process: G protein-coupled receptor signaling pathway. Gene Ontology annotation, cellular component: membrane. Gene Ontology annotation, molecular function: olfactory receptor activity; G protein-coupled receptor activity. The record is from RefSeq and is a predicted model, not a curated record. NCBI's taxonomy places the organism in Eukaryota, Metazoa, Chordata, Lepidosauria, Squamata, Pythonidae.
AUGUCAAAUGCUACGGUUUUAAAUGAAUUUAUUCUUCUGGGAUUUUCUGAUUAUGGAUUGAACAUGGCAUUUUAUAUUGUCCUACUACUGAUGUAUCUUCUAUCAAUUAUGGGACACUCCUUAAUAAUCAUAAUUGUUUCUGUGGAACCCAUGCUCCAUACUCCAAUGUACUUCUUCCUGCUCAACUUCUCCAUGGCUGAGAUUUGUUCCACCACAGCAGAGAUACCAAAGAUGGUAGCCAAUAGUUUCUCUGGCAAAAACACCAUCUGCCUUGCCUGUUGUCUGGCUCAAGGAUUCAUGGUCUUCACAACAGUGGGGGUCCAGUUCAUCACCCUUACUAUCAUGUCUUUUGACCGCUAUAUAGCCAUUUGCAAGCCUUUACAUUAUCAGACCAUUAUGACCCACGGACUGUGUCGCAAUCUCGCUUUGUUAGCCUGGCUGGGUGCAUUUGGGCUAAUAUUUCCUCAGUCUGUAGUGCUGUGGACCUUCCCAUACUGUGGAAAUAAUGUUAUUGAUCACUUUUUUUGUGACGUUGGUCCAGUCUUGCAACUGGCUUGUGCUGAUACCACUUUGAUCGAAUUAGUAGGUACCCUAUAUGGUGUCACUAUCAUGUGGGGGUCAUUUGGGUUUUCACUGAUUUCAUAUGUGCGUAUUAUAUACACUAUAAUUCAGAUCCCUUCUGCCACCGGGCGGUCCAAAGCCUUUUUCACCUGUGCCUCCCAUCUCGCUGUUGUAACCAUUUUUUAUACAGUACUUAUGUUUAUGUACCUGAGGCCUUCAACUCAGGGCGAUCCUCAACUCAACAAAGUGGUAUCACUUGUGCACACAAGUUUCAUCCCCAUGUUAAACCCUUUCAUCUACACCAUCCGGAACAGUGACUUCAAAGCAGCUCUACGGAAAACAGUAACCAAAAAGAAGAUGAAUUUUUAA